This is a messenger RNA of Rubroshorea leprosula, 1193 nucleotides long. Lineage: Eukaryota; Viridiplantae; Streptophyta; Magnoliopsida; Malvales; Dipterocarpaceae. The record is from the annotation of a GenBank genome assembly.
ACCUUCCCUUCCCUUCCCUUUACUAUUUUCUGUCCAAACAAGGGCUAACACUUAACACUUGAAACCACCUCCGAUUUCCCUCACCAAAUCAAUUCAUCUUCUUCCCCUUGAUUUUCCUCAUCCCUUUCUCCUUCCAGAUCUGGUUGUUCAUCGCCCAUCACUUGCUCGCCUAACAGAUUCAGGAACACCACAAAUCAAAUCUCAAAGUCCACCCCAAUCCGCCGGAAUACGGCUCGAGUGGAUGGUGCUAGGCUACGCUACCGGUGUUGACUAUCAUGGUGCUCCUCUAAUGAUUUCUCCAGGAGAGAGAAAGAGAUUUGCAGGGAACACCAAGUUGGGGCAAAUUUGAGCUUCCAAUUUUACCAGAUCCCCUUUUGAGCUUUCCUUUAGCCUCUUUCGAAGUUCUCGGUUGACUGCUCCACUUCAUUCAUCUCCUCUCUGUUUUCGUUAUUCGCUGCCAAAGCCAAACAAUUUCCGCCUUAGAUGUUUCAUUUAUACCAUUGAAAUAACUGAUCAUGUUCCCUUCCUCUCCAUCAUAGCUCCCUGCAAAGACUUAUGGUGGAGAGUGCACUACAAAUUCAAGAGACUGUCUGUUCUAUCAUAUGCGUAGAAUAUGUUUCAUGUAUUAUUUUCUGUUUGAAUGGUGGGUUUUGUUCCUUUUUAUUUUUGGAUAGCUCCAGGUUUUUAAAAUUAAAAUCUUCAUUCUUCUUCAUUAGGCAGAGGAACACCUGGAGAUAAUGGGCAAAAUAGCAAUGAAAGAGGAAAAAAGCAAUGGGUUAUGGCCCAAUGGAAAAUUCAAAUUAGGAGGAUGAGGGUAGUGGAUCUGGAAGAUGAUAAUGGUUGCUUUAGAUGCAUGGUUACUUUGUUUUUUAUUUUAUUUUAUUUUAUUUUAUUUUUGUAUUCAUUUCCAUUUUCCCUUGCAACAAUUAUUUAUUUAUUUAUUUAUUUUAGUUCUACUUUUUAGCUGGUCGCAUUUGCGGAGAUUUGAGAAAUUUUUUUUUUUUUUACUGUCUCAUUUCUUUUGCUAACUAUCUCACAACUUUUUACACGAAGAUCUCCUUUUUUUUAACCUUUUCUUCUAGAUAUUUUGAAAAUUGUACCUGUUUUCUUUCCAGAUGUAGGUGUUCUGGGUUUUUAUCUUGCUUUUAUGAUUGUUUAUUUUGUAGUUUUUUUUCUAACUUUUAUUGUCAAGU